AUGGAAGCUGAAGACAUCAUUGCUUUCGAAAGCACCUGCCCCACAGCAGACGAACUAAAGAAAGCACGCGAGAAACUUCAGAAAGAUGUCGUUGACGUUAUUUCCUUUCGAGACUGCAUUGUCAGUGACAAAGAAUACAAGCAGAUGAUGCGAACCGUCGCCUUGUGCCGGAAGUUACGUCAUCUGAGUUUGAGUAUUGAUCAGGUCAUAGACACAUUUCGGGUUCAACAUUUAGCACGAGCGCUGCAGAAGAACUUUUCUCUGGUGGGAUUGCAUCUCUACGGCAACCCGAUCACAGACGCGCACCUGAUGAUGAUGCAGUCUGCCCUCUAUCAUCACCCCAGACUGGUUUGCCUCGAUCUCGGGGACUGUCACCUUGGCGACCAGGGGCUGGGUAUCUUGGCCGGUAUGCUGAAAGAUACACGGGAGAGACAUGGUCUACGUGAGCUCAUUCUCAGCCACAACACGCGCAUCACUUGCCAUGGCUGGAGACGGCUCGCAAUGUCACUGGCUUCCGGCUCAAGCCUCCGCACUCUGCACGUGGACUUCAACGUCAUCGGUGACGCAUGUGCGGCGAGCCUAGUUACGGCGUUGCCAGGGGCGACGUGUCUCGAAACGCUCGAUAUGGAGUGUACGGGAAUCACCGAUUUCAGCGGACAGCUAUUGCUUCGUUUACUGCAGCACUUUAAACUGAAACUGAAAGAAAUAAAUAUCGAGAAAAACCCGAAUAUCCUGGAGACAACAAAAGUGUUACUUAAAAGUCAAUUGAAUCACAUGACGAAAGCUGACAAUGACGUAAAUAAUUGUGUCAUAGGAUCCGAUGACGAGGACCGAUCUCUGACCACAUCCGAACCUCCGCUAGAAAACGCAUUUCAAGACUACGCACGUCGGCCUUCCUUUAACGUCAUUUACGUCAAUGAAGAAGAAUGCGGCGACGACUGUAACUUUAGCUUAGAAGACGACGACGUCAGUGAGGGGGCGGAUGAAACGAAUCGUUCGACGUUGUCAAUGAAUCGCCUAUCGGAGAUCAGUCAGUACGAACAACCGUCGCAGGACAGAAAGAAACGCAGGACAUUGGAGAACCUGAAGAAAUACGGUAAUGAAAUAGGAGAGUACGAAAAUACCACUGAUGUCGUCUACACAGCCACCGCAAGCGUGACGUCCCCGUCUAAAUGUAGUCGUGAAUUCCUGACAACGACAACGGACAGAUCAAGACCAACAUCGGCGCCAACUCGUAGACUGCACUGCAAAGAAUUGAAGUGCGACUACUCGAAUCUGAAAAGCUCCUCUCAGAAUAGUUUAAAUCAAAACCAGCUAGAGGCAAGAAGGGUGUCCGCGAAAAUGAGCGGAGAGUUGGCGUCGCAAAUACGCGUAAAGGCUGAAAUUGCGUCCGUGGCGGAAGUUUUUGACGCACGCAGCGAUGUGGCUGAGACCACGCUGCAAACGAAUUUCGCGACCAAGUCGUAUGGGGGAGUGGAUGACGAGAUGACAAUCGAAGAUGUGUGACGAUUUAUUUAACACAGCACAUGCAGUAAAGGGACAAGGUGAAAGUUUGGUUUGUUUUUCUCAUUUGGAUGUUAUGCGGAAUUUAUAUUCACAGCCUUUUAAAAAAGUUUUUAAGGCUUAAAUUCUUGUGACAUUAUUUUUGAAUCUGUGAUAAAAUAAUCCAUCUUGACCUCUAGUUCGAACCGUCGGUACUGUAGCGAAAGGCUAAACCUCAGCUAUUUCAAAUAUGUGUUGAAACGGAACAGAAACAGAUGAUAGGACUGUGUGAUGUUAUACAGUCAAAUAUUUUCAGACUCAUAUCGCCACAAGUUGAAAUGUAUUAACUUUCAUUGAUUUAUAGUCACGCGUGUAAAUUACAAAUGUAUUAAUAUAUAAAAAUUCGGGGUACUCCGCUUUGUUAGGAUACACUUUUGUAACUUUGCAAAGUGUAAUUUAUUGUUACAUUACUUGAUUUCACGAGGUUGUUUUCUUUUAGUCGCGUUUAACAAUUGUAAACCCAGAUGUUUAAACAAUACAUGACUGAAAUAUACCUGUGCUUGUCAUAAGCAAUACACAAAAUACUAUAGAAGUCUUAGACGUAAUAUCGCCGUAGAAAAGGUUUAAUCGAUUACCAGUAAUUACGUGUGUUAUAUCAAACAUGGUUUACAAAUUAACCGUAUAAAUAAGGUUAUUUUAAAGAAGAGAUAUUUACAAAUGCCAAUAACUACAGUCAUGUUAAAUGUUUAUGCUGUCUUAAUUUUUGUUUAAGUCAAACUAAGGGAAAUAUUAACAAUUCAGAAAUAUGUCUCUGAUUAUGUUUUUAGCUGUUUUUAGAAAAAUAAUUAACGUACCAUUUAUUUUUAACGAUGUUUGAACUAUGUUCUUGUGAAAAUGCAAUUCGAGAACUGUUUAUUUUUAGAAAAUAUAAUAAAAGAAAUGCCUGCUAAACAUGAAUGGACAACAAUUAUAACGGCCACCUUAUAUACGCUAUUAAACAGUUUUGAGUUUGUUGAUGUGUUGGUUUAAAUGUUGUUCAUAAAUAAUCUGAAUAUUAAAAAGGUUACUGUAGCACCUAAUUGUUAUCCAAGGAUACUGUCGUGGUUAAUAUCUUGUUUUAGUUAAGUACAAUUGCACACCAUCCCUGAAUCUCCUUCAGACUCACGUGUUAUGGCGGUUGUGGAUUGCGGCUCGACAUUCAUCAUUAGCAUGGAGGCUGAUGUCGUCAAUGUUUCGUCCCUGAACCAUGGAACUCUGGGGAGGAUGGAGCCACCGCAGAUACGGUGUGAAUGUGAAUAGUUCGUCUUCCAAUUUGUCUCGUCUGGCCUCGGCCACCACCAGCUGGACGACUAUCCCUGCCACUAGACCCGAUGGCUGACAUCAGUCGGCACACGAAUUGUGCACAAAACCAUAUAGAGCCUUCUUCUAUGUGGAACAACCAAGUACACAAGACUCGUUGGUUGCAAGCUACUAGCAGCUCUGUGUACUUUGCCUUGUUCCUCUCGUAUGCCUCCUCGCAUCUGGUUUCCCAAGGUACGGUUAACUUGAUCACAAUGAGCCGUUUCCCCGCCUCUAACCACAGCACGAUGUCGGGCCUGAUGUUUCUCUGUACAAUACGCGCUGAGUUCUGGUGCAGCCAUUUUCAUUCACUGUAAAUGUAAACGUAAUACCCGACGCCGCGUGCAAAUAAAUCGCAUCUGAUGGCCUUUUGCAACAUUCAGCACCUCCAACACAGUCACACAACUUUCGACGAUGAUGAUGACAAAACGGCGUCAACAACUUGACCUCAUCAUUAGUAUCGCAAAUCCAAGCUUUGAACUAUAGUGUAGUACCAUAAGAUGAGUGGACUGUUUUGUAGACAUGUUCAUGCAUAUUUAGUAGCAUACGAUGAGUUGACUGUUUUGUAGACAUGUCCAUGCAUAUUUAGUAGCAUACGAAGCGUGGACUGUUUUGUAGACAUGCCCAUGCAUAUUUAGUACCAUACGAUGAGUGGACUGUUUUGUAGACAUGUCCAUGCAUAUUUAGUACCAUACGAUGAGUGGACUGUUUUGUAGACAUGUCCAAGCAUAUUUAGUACCAUACGAUGAGUGGACUGUUUUGUAGACAUGUCCAUGCGUAGUUAGUACCAUACGACGAGUGGACUGUUUGUAGACAUGUUCAUGAAUAUUUGAUGGUGAUUGCAUGGUGCCCCUAUUGUGAGUGGACUAGUAGAUAGAAGUGUGCACAUUCCAUUGAAUCAAGUGUUUGCAGUCAUACAUUUGUAGUUUUGGUGUUGCACGUAUUUGAUUAUGUUUCCCACAGCCGUUAAACAAUUAGUUAUAUCAAGAAUAUUCAGUAAUAUAGAUGCUUAUAACGUAAAAUAUUACAAUAUUCUUUAAGGAAGGGAGUAAAGUGUAACGUAGUCUGUAAGACAAUCAACGUAAAUUGCAUCACUUGAUUUAUUUGUAAUCCAUAAAAUAUUUAAGACACGCAGAUUAAUGAUGAAAUAAUAUUUCUGUAAUAAUGUUCCAUGUAGAUAGCAGGAUAUGUUUGUAAUGUAUGUGUUGACUGAAAUGUGCUCGUAUUUUACAUGCCAUUGAUCUAUAUUGUUCAAAAUUGGCUUGACAGGAUAUGCCUGUAGCGAUAGAAUCUAUUAAUGUUAAAAGUGUGCGUCCAUGUAUUAAAUAAAUGAUGUUUUGUAAUUUGCUAUGUACAAUUGUCAUAAUUUACUAUAUUGCCAACAGUACAUUGUAUUAAUAUUUUAUUUGAUUUCCAUUUUUCACAAGCCAACAAACAAACUAGUUGGCUCAUUCGAGUACAGUGUGAGCCCUGCAAUACGCUACAUAUAUUUAUAGGUAUACAAGAACCAUAUGGUAAUGGUGUAUGGUCUUGCAACAUAUUAUAAUUAUUUCAACU
This is a messenger RNA of Dreissena polymorpha, 4377 nucleotides long. RefSeq lists its product as uncharacterized. Lineage: Eukaryota; Metazoa; Mollusca; Bivalvia; Myida; Dreissenidae. The transcript is spliced from 4 exons. The record is from RefSeq and is a predicted model, not a curated record. The coding region runs from base 1 to 1506 and encodes 501 amino acids. Gene Ontology annotation, molecular function: protein binding.